Scophthalmus maximus (turbot) is the source of this 2504-nucleotide messenger RNA. Its product is annotated as RCC1 and BTB domain-containing protein 1-like. Lineage: Eukaryota; Metazoa; Chordata; Actinopteri; Pleuronectiformes; Scophthalmidae. The transcript has 12 exons. The coding region runs from base 165 to 1760 and encodes 531 amino acids. Gene Ontology annotation, molecular function: protein binding. The record is from RefSeq and is a predicted model, not a curated record.
CUCACGCCCCCCCUGCUCCUCCUCCUCAUGCCCCCCCUGCUCUUCCUCCUCGCAGCCCCCCUGCUCUUCCUCUUGGUCAAUGUACUCGACCUGUUCCCUCCUCCUCUCCCCCGCUAGCCCAGGCUCCUCUUCCCCGAAAAGCAUGGCUGUGUUCUUCACGAGCCAUGGUGGGAGUCAGUAAGUGGCCACUGUUCUCUCUGCUCAGCCCUGAGGAACUAGCCACGAUCCGACAGGCCUGUGUCUUUGGAACCUCGGCUAAUGAAGCCAUCUACGUCACACAUGCAAAUGAGGUAUUUGUGUUUGGGGUGAAGUGGGGAAGCUCCCUUGGUCCAGGAGGCAGUCACAGCACCAUUGUGUCACAGAAACUCAACUGCUUGCGAGGGAAGAAGAUAAUCAGCCUCAGCUAUGGCAGCGGACCUCACAUCCUGUUGGCUGUUGAAGAUGGACAGCUGUUCGCAUGGGGCAACAAUGGCUACUGUCAGCUGGGGAAUGGGAGUACCAGCCAGGGAAGGUGCCCGGUGCUGCUCAACGGCAACCUGCGUAACAAGAAGGUGAAAGAGGUGGCGUGUGGAUCACAUCACUCCAUGGCUCUCACUCAGGACGGAGAGGUCUUCGCGUGGGGUUAUAAUAACCAUGGCCAGAUUGGUACGGGCUCCACAGCUAACCAGCCCUUCCCCAAGAAAGUCAGCAGCUGCCUGCAGGGCAAGACCGCUGUGGGCAUCACGUGUGGCCAGACCUCCUCCAUGGCUCUGGUCGACAACAGAGAGAUUUAUGGCUGGGGCAACAACAACAGUGGCCAGUUGGGAUUUGGUAGCAGUGAAAAGCAGCUGACGCCUCGCCGCCUCACUGCACUCCAGGGGCUGAACAUUCAACAGGUCGUCUCCGGUCACAGCCACUGCCUGGCGCUCACAGAUGAAGGGCAGCUGUAUGCCUGGGGAGCAAACACCUUUGGCCAAUUGGGAAAUGGCAAAAAGGGCAAAUACCACGCCCCAGUACAAAUCAUGGCCAGCAUAGGGAGGGUGGUGGAGGUCGCUGCCUGCCAUUCAACACACACUUCAGCAGCCAAGACGAACAGUGAGCAGGUGUAUAUGUGGGGUCAUUGUAGGGGUCAGUCCUUCUUUCUGCCACAACUCACCGACUUCGCCGCCACCGAUGACGUCUUUGCCUGCUUUGCCACACCCUCCGUCAUGUGGAGGCUCCUGUCAAUAGAGGACGAAGACGUCCCGACAGUUGCUGAGGCUCUGUGGAAAGAGUUCGACAGUCCCGACAUGGCCGACCUCACAUUCCGUGUUGAUGGCAAAUGCAUUCACGUUCACAGAGCUGUGCUGGAGAUCAGGUGUGAGCAUUUCCGAUCAGUGUUCCGCUCCCAGUCGUCGGAGGAUCAGCGGGAAGUGAUCGAGAUCAGACAGUUCUCUUACUCCGUCUACAGAUCCUUCCUGCAGUUUCUCUACACAGACACGGUUGAUCUUCCACUUGAUGACGCCAUCGGCCUGUUGGACCUGGCCACCUCUUACAGUGAAAGCCGUCUGAAGCGGCUGUGUGGGCAGAUCAUCAAGAAGGGAAUCACUGUUGAAAAUGCCUUCGCCCUGCUGUCAAGCGCCAUACGACAUGAGGCAGAGGACUUAGAAGAGUUUUGUUUCAGGUUCUGUGUCGGCCAUCUGACUCGGGUGACUCAGGCUGAAACUUUCUGGCAGUCGGACGGAGCAAUGCUAAAGGAGUUCAUCAGCAGAGCCAGUCGCUGCGGCGCCUUCAAGAACUGAGUGGAACUCGCACAAUUCUCCCAAAUUUGUACAAAGUUGAAACUAUAGUCUGAUCGGUUCUGAUCACGUUCCUUAAAGAAUGCUACGGCCCAGCCUCGGGACAUUGUUUGGUACAUAAGCAGCGUCAUUCACCGGAUGCUGAACGGGGAAUUUACAACUGCAUUACCCAUGGACCUGAGAUCAGCACCCGGGCCAGUUCCUGUAGAGUCACUCGACAAACUUGCGGCACCUUUUCUGACGAACUGACGUCUUGAAUUUUUCUGUAUUUGUACUUACAAUCAGUUUGUAAUCGUUGUGGUCAGGAAAAACACUAACUAUUGGACGUGUUGAACCUUUGAAUUCUUGAGUUGAGAGAGAAAGGCUGAGUCUUUUUAUCCAGAUCAAACUCUGUUAUUUUACUUGUUCAUAUUUUAUAAGUUCAGAAACAUUUAUAUAUUUUCUUUUUUUAUAUUCAGGUCCUUUUUUUUGAUAAGUUUAUUCUGACUGACUGAAGCUUUUGUUCAAUGGCACUUUAAGAAACCGCACUUAGUUUAUCCUCACGUUCAGUAAAAAUUAUAACAGCUUAAAUAGUUUGAAACCCUGCGGAAGACAGGACACUAGAAAUUUUACAAAAUUAACAGUCAAUAUGAGGCACUGUAACAUUUCUAGCAGAUUUUUCUCCUCUUAGUACAAGUGUACAAAAUGUGUCUGAGGCAGAAACGUUUAAUUCCAAAAAUAAAUCUAUAUUUCCUUGGUACCAAAUUA